AUGAUCAUUCAAUCUAUAAGUAAAGGAGAAAGAUGUGAUGAUUUAACAGUCCAAGCCUUGCAUACUUGUUUGAGAAAUCUUUUGCAUGAUGAGAAGUUUUUGCUGGUUCUAGAUGACGUGUGGAAUGAAAAUCGUGUUAAAUGGAUUGAGUUAAGGGAUUUAUUAAGAUCAAGGGGUGAUUUAUCCGAAAGUAAGAUCAUUGUGACUACUCGGAGCUUGAAGGUUGCCUCGAUAAUUAGUUCAACUCGUCCUUAUGAAUUGAAAGGUCUCCCUCUUGAAGAAUGUUUGACUUUGUUUACAAAAUGGGCUUUCAACGACGGUGAUGAGAGCCGGUAUCCUAAUCUCAUGAGAAUCGGGGAGGAAAUGGUGAAGAAAUGCAAAGGGGUUCCAUUGGCAGUGAGAACAUUGGGAAGCCUACUGUUUUCGAAAACUGAUGCAUCCGAAUGGAUUUCUAUAAGAGAUAGUGAAAUAUGGAGACUCGAGCAAAGCAAGAACGAUAUCUUACCGGUGUUGAAGUUGAGUUAUAAUCAUUUGCCAUCUUAUUUGCAACGAUGUCUUGCUUUUUUGUCCUUAAAUAGAAAGGAUGAGAUCUAUAACAGUAAUGAAGUCAUCAUAUUUUGGAUGGCAAAUGGAUUACUUGAGCAUCCAAAGCAAAAUCAAGAGUGGGAGGCUGUCGGUGAUCGGCAUUUAGACGAGUUACGGUCAAGGUGCCUCAUCCAAAAAGAGAAGGAUUAUGGCAUGUAUUCUACCUUCAAAAUGCAUGGUUUGAUACAUGAUCUUGCACUGGAUGUAUCACAAAGAGAGUGCAAAACGGUGAAUUCCCCAACAGAGCUUGUUGAUAUAAAUGUACGACAUUUAUCAUUUAUCGAUGAGAAGCUGCUAAAAGUUCCACGCUUGAAGAAAUCGAAAAAUGUUCGAACAGUUAUCAUCUGGGAGGUUAUAGAGGAUUCUCUUAUAAAUCUCUGUAUCUCAAAAUUCAAGUAUCUUCGAGUACUACGUUUAUGUGAUUCAUAUUUGACAGUUUUACCUGAUUCCAUCGGCACCUUGAAGCACUUACGAGACCUCGACUUGACCAAUGGCCGUAAUAUUCGAAAACUUUCGAGAUCUUUCGAUCAGCUUCGGAGCUUGCAAGCAUUGAGAACGAGGAGUGUUCCUUUAAUGCAAAAACAUGGAAAGUUUGUCUGUGCUUCGAUAUUUAGAAAUAACUAUUAA
Molecule: messenger RNA, 1212 nt
Organism: Hibiscus syriacus
Lineage: Eukaryota; Viridiplantae; Streptophyta; Magnoliopsida; Malvales; Malvaceae
Product: putative disease resistance protein RGA1
Exons: 1
Coding region: 1-1212 (403 amino acids)
Biological process (GO): defense response to other organism
Molecular function (GO): protein binding; ADP binding
Source: RefSeq, a predicted model, not a curated record